UAUGUAUGUGUUUGUGGGAAGCAGAUACGUGUACCAGUGUUACACAGUCCUCAGUACCGUCGUGACCAUGGCGAGAGGUUUACUUACCCUCUUGGUUCUACUGGUGACCAACGCCGCCACACAGGGCGCUGCACCAGUGAAGGUGGAUGUGUACUUCGAGACGCUGUGUCCUGACAGCAUUCGCUUCUUCAAAGACCAGUUGACGGCCGCCGUGAGUGCCAUAGAGGAGAUCAUGACCGUGGAACUCACCGCUUAUGGCUUUGCUACAGCGACACCAUCAGGCGAUGGCUACAAGUUUGAGUGUCAGCAUGGCGCGGAUGAAUGUUAUGGCAACAAGAUAGUCGCUUGCACCAAGAAGUACAUCACGUCGGAGAAGACCUUCCUCGACUUUACCCUCUGUCUUAUGGACGAAGGCAGCUACCCACCCAUCAACGGAAAGAUGUGUGCAGAGAAGAUGGGCUUCAAGUGGGACCCCAUCAAAGAGUGUGUUGACUCAGUGGAGGGCCAACAGCUGCUGUACCAGGAAGGUGUCAAACAAAACAGACUGUCACCAGCUGUUGACUAUAUCCCCUGGAUUAUUAUCAAUGAUGUGUUCUCGCGGGCCAACCUGGACGAGGCUCAAGUGGACUUGAUUGGUCUGGUGUGUAAUACCUACACAGGCACCCCACCGAAUGGGUGUAAGUAGUGCUUCUAAUAAUGCAAGAGUACUUGGUACUCAUACUCGGGCUCACCAGAAUACCAUAACAAUCCUUAAAUUAAUUUGUACUGUAGUAUGCCUGACGUACAGUACACCUGUUGGCUCAACACUCUUAGCAGUAUUAAUAAAAUUUGAUCAUUUA
Messenger RNA from Homarus americanus (American lobster), 839 nucleotides. RefSeq names its product GILT-like protein 1. Gene Ontology annotation, molecular function: oxidoreductase activity, acting on a sulfur group of donors, disulfide as acceptor. The record is from RefSeq and is a predicted model, not a curated record. The coding region runs from base 2 to 685 and encodes 227 amino acids. NCBI's taxonomy places the organism in Eukaryota, Metazoa, Arthropoda, Malacostraca, Decapoda, Nephropidae. The transcript has 5 exons.